AUGGUAGAAGGUUCCAAUUCUAGUGACAAUCAACAUUCCAUAAUCAAUUUUGAUCAUGGAGAAACCCAACCCCAAAUAGAUGGUAAAACACCGUUAUCGCCUUCGUCAACUCUUCAAUCGCCUAGUACUUCUCAUAUUAACCUUUCCGAUGAAAUCAUAAAUCAAAUGAUGUUGGAAUAUCUUCGAGGAAAAGGCUAUGACCAAGAACCAACAAUUAUAAGGUUAAACAACAAUAGGCCUAAUAUUUACUCUUCACCUUUGUAG
Molecule: messenger RNA, 264 nt
Organism: Debaryomyces hansenii CBS767
Lineage: Eukaryota; Fungi; Ascomycota; Pichiomycetes; Serinales; Debaryomycetaceae
Product: DEHA2C05698p
Exons: 1
Coding region: 1-264 (87 amino acids)
Source: RefSeq, a predicted model, not a curated record